GGACUGAAUUUCCUCAUCCCAGUCCUAGACCGUAUACGCUAUGUACAAAGCCUGAAGGAAAUUGUCAUCAACGUGCCGGAGCAGUCGGCUGUUACUCAUGAUAACGUGACCCUCCAGAUCGAUGGGGUUCUCUACUUGCGCAUCAUGGAUGCUUACAAGGCCAGCUACGGGGUGGAGGAUCCCGAGUAUGCUGUCACCCAGCUUGCCCAGACCACCAUGCGAUCCGAGCUUGGCAAGCUCUCCCUGGAUAAGGUCUUCCGGGAGCGUGAAUCCCUCAACGCCAGCAUAGUGGAUGCCAUCAACCAGGCCUCGGAUUACUGGGGCAUCCGGUGCCUGCGCUACGAGAUCAAGGACAUCCACGUGCCACCCCGAGUGAAAGAGUCCAUGCAGAUGCAGGUGGAGGCUGAGAGACGCAAAAGGGCCACUGUCUUGGAGUCUGAAGGGACCCGAGAAUCGGCCAUCAACGUGGCUGAGGGGAAGAAGCAGGCCCAGAUUCUGGCUUCAGAGGCUGAGAAAGCAGAGCGCAUCAACCAAGCUUCUGGGGAGGCCAGUGCCAUCCUGGUGAAGGCCCAAGCCAAAGCAGAGGCCAUCCGACUUCUGGGCACCGCUCUGGCCCACCAGAAUGGCAACAUGGCGGCUUCUCUGUCGGUGGCUGAGCAGUACGUGCAGGCCUUCUCCCAGCUGGCAAAGGAGUCCAACACCGUCCUCCUGCCCACCAACACCGGAGACGUGACCAGCAUGGUUGCCCAGGUCAGUCUGGAGCACAAGAGGCAAGCCUCUGGCACGAGGCCUGCGGGAAGGUGGAGAGUGCCCAGGGAGGAAGCCCAGCCGAGUCUUGUCUGCAGAAGGACAGAGACUGCUGCAGAGAGGCGUGAGAGUGGGGGAGAUGGCCCUCUGGCCCCGCAAGGGCAGGGGACUCCCCGUUGCCGCCUGUGCCUUGGGAGGGACUACCCGAAAUCCAGGCAGCCGCUAGAAGGCAGGGAGGUGCUUGAGUUUUUAGGAAAGGAAAAGCUGCUGCUGCCCACCCCCAGCCAGUUGCCCUGGCCCCUGGAGAUGAGGAUGGUGGCUGCAGCCUUGCUCCUCCUGGCUAGUGAAGGGGGUUGGGGGGACCAUGCCUGGGUGCAGGGGUCUGGACGACCACUAGACCGCAGCUGCAAGACCCAUUAA
This is a messenger RNA of Python bivittatus (Burmese python), 1167 nucleotides long. The record is from RefSeq and is a predicted model, not a curated record. NCBI's taxonomy places the organism in Eukaryota, Metazoa, Chordata, Lepidosauria, Squamata, Pythonidae.